This is a messenger RNA of Pyrenophora tritici-repentis Pt-1C-BFP, 630 nucleotides long. RefSeq names its product AlsD, Alpha-acetolactate decarboxylase. Gene Ontology annotation, molecular function: acetolactate decarboxylase activity. The record is from RefSeq and is a predicted model, not a curated record. Gene Ontology annotation, biological process: acetoin biosynthetic process. Lineage: Eukaryota; Fungi; Ascomycota; Dothideomycetes; Pleosporales; Pleosporaceae.
AUGGUCGGCUCAAUUCCAAACGAUAUAUUCCAAUUCUCAACUUAUGCCGCUCUCAACGCCGGCUUCAACCAAGGUCAGCCACGUACGGCCGAUCUUACAUCUCACGGAACGCAUGGCAUCGGUGUAUACGAAGAUGGGAGUCUCAUGAUCCUGAAUGAUCGACAAGCGUACGCUCUCACAAAAGACGGCAAGGCAAAAUCAGCUCCCAUGGAAGCACGUCUUCCACUCGCUCUCGUCACAGUCUACCAUCCAUCAUUUCGCCUAAAGAUCCCAUCAAUAUCGCUGGAAGGCCUCGACGAACUCGUCUCCUCCAACGAUGUCGGCCCAGCCAAAGGAGUCAAUACUCUCAUGCCCUUCAAGAUUGCUGGUCACUUUGAAUCUAUAGACUUCGAAGAUGGCCCCAAUCGUAGCGAAAUUGAUGGGACCAUAUUCGGAUUCGUCGUGCCCGGUUGGAUGAGGGCAAUCAGUGGGCCCCGCAUACACGCACAUUUCCUCGAUGCAAAUGAAGAGGUUGGAGGCAAAGUCACGGAUUUCAAAAUGGCCGAAGAGGCGGUGUUGAGUUUUGCCAAAUGCGGGAGGUUUCAUUUGGGGUUUCCGCAAGGCGGCGAAUGGGAAGAGAUGAAGUUGUGA